This is a messenger RNA of Adineta steineri, 600 nucleotides long. The record is from the annotation of a GenBank genome assembly. Lineage: Eukaryota; Metazoa; Rotifera; Eurotatoria; Adinetida; Adinetidae.
AUGAAUCAGACGUCAACGAAAACAAAUCCGAUAUCGACAUCAUCAUCAUCAGCCUAUGAUGAUAUUUCCAAUAAUCAAGACGAAGAUAUAACAGUAAUUCCACCUCCAAAAAUGAAAAUGCAAGUAGCAACAACUAUUACAUUCCGUUAUUGUCAUACUUGCGGUUAUCAAAAUCUGUUCAAACAGUUUUCUGAACUUGUUCGUACACAUUAUCCAAAUAUGGCAGUUAUUGGAGAAAACUAUCCACCACCAUCUCUAAGAGCAUUUCUUGCUCGAAUUUUAUCAAUGCUUAAAAUGGGUUUACUUGUUUGUCUUCUCUUUGGUCAAAAUCCAUUCGCUCUUCUUAGUAUUCCAACACCAAGAAUAUUUCAUUGGGCAUUAAACAAUAAGAUGUAUGCAUGUUUAAUGAUAUUUUUUCUUUCAAACUCCCUAGAAUCAUAUUUGGUAUCAACUGGUGCAUUUGAAAUAAUUGUUGACGAUGUUCCACUAUGGUCAAAACUCGAAACAGGUCGUUUACCAUCAUCGAAUGAAUUUAUUCAAAUGUUACAACCGUUCAAUCCAAAUAGAGACGGUAGUGAUCAAAUACGUUUUAAUAGUUGA